GUGGUGAGAGCGAGCGAGAGAGUCAGCAGAGCCUGUGCUGCGGAGGGAGGAGGAGGAGCAGCGGAGAAGAGAGGCACCGCUUCCUCCCCCUCUUCCUCUCUUCUCUCCCGGUCUCUGUGUCUCUGCAAUAAAUCCGGCUUAAAGGACGAGAGCAGAGGAGCCCAGGGUGGAUUAAAGGAAAGUCCGCCUAAUACAGGGGGGGAAGAAAGAGCGGCAGAGGAAGAAGAGACAAAGCCAGGAGAAGGAAGAGAGGACGGGAGGAUGAGUUGACGGCCGCCUUCCAAACUCCGGGAGGAGAGAAGAGAGGGCCGAGGAACAGGUGCCACAAAGGGCAUCUUUUCGGGGAUUAUCACUCUCGGCAUCCUUCGGACACUCAUCCUCCAUCGGAAACCGGUUUCGGCACCUUUUGGGGAUUGGAUUCGGCAUCCUUUGGGUGCCGUUGAAGACCGAUCUCGGGUACCACUUCUCGGCAUUCCCAGUCUCAGCAUCCCCGGAGGACUGGUCUCGGCAUCCUUGGGGUGCCACUCUCAGGGACAGACAGAGAACGGGCGUCUGCAUCUUUCAGAUACGAAGCUCAGCAUCCUUUGGGUACCACUCACAGCGUUUGGGGACUAAGCUCAGCAGCCUUCCGAUACCAGUCUCGGCGUGAUUCGGGAUUUGCUUCGGCAUUGCUCUGAUACUAUCGGGACUUGCUUCGGCACCAUUCCGAUACUAGUCUCAGCGUGAUUUGGGACUUGAUUUGGCAUCGUUCCGAUAACAAUCUCGGCGUGAUUCGGGAUUUGCUUCGGCAUCGUUCCGAUACCAGUCUCGGCGUGAUUCGGGAUUUGCUUCGGCAUUGCUCUGAUACUAUCGGGACUUGCUUCGGCACCAUUCCGAUACUAGUCUCAGCGUGAUUUGGGACUUGAUUUGGCAUCGUUCCGAUAACAAUCUCGGCGUGAUUCGGGACUUGCUUCGGCAUCGUUCCGAUACCAGUCUCGCUGUGAUUCGGGACUUGCUUCGGCAUCGUUCUGAUACCAGUCUCGCCGUGAUUCGGGACUUGCUUUGGCAUUGAUCUGAUACCAGUCUCGCCGUGAUUCGGGACUUGCUUCGGCAUCGUUCCGAUACUAAUCUCGGCGUGAUUCGGGACUUGCUUCAACAUCGUUUCGAUACCAGUCUCGCCGUGAUUCGGGACUUGCUUCGGCAUCGUUCUGAUACCAGUCUCGCCGUGAUUCGGGACUUGCUUUGGCAUUGAUCUGAUACUAAUCUCGGCGUGAUUCGGGAUUUGCUUCGGCAUCGUUCCGAUACCAGUCUCGCUGUGAUUCGGGACUUGCUUCGGCAUCGUUCUGAUACCAGUCUCGCCGUGAUUCGGGACUUGCUUCGGCAUCGUUCCGAUAUUAAUCUCGGCGCGAUUUGGGACUUGCUUCGGCAUCGUUUCGAUACCAGUCUCGGCGUGUUUUGGGACUUGCUUCGGCAUCGUUCCGAUAUUAAUCUCGGCGCGAUUUGGGACUUGCUUCGGCAUCGUUUCGAUACCAGUCUCGGCGUGAUUCGGGAUUUGCUUCGGCUUCGUUCCGAUACCAGUCUCGGUGUAAUUCAGGACUUGUUUCGUCAUUGUUCCGAUACCAGUCUUGACGUGAUUCAGGACUUGCUUCGGCAUCGUUCCGAUACCAAUCUCGGCAUCCUUUGUGGACUGAUCUCAGCAUCCUUUGCUUAUCUGUUUCAGGAGCCUCUGGGUACUACUCAGCAUCAUUUGGGAACUUGCUUCGGCAUUGUUCCGAUACCAGACUCUACAUCUUUUAUGGACUGAUCUCAGCAUCCUUUGGUUACCCAUUUCCGGAGCCUCUGGGUACCACUCAGCAUCAUUUGGGAAUUUGCUUCGGCAUUGUUCCGAUACCAGUCUCUGCAUCUUUUGUGGACUGAUUUCAACAUCCUUUGGUUACCCUUUUCAGGAUCCCCUGGGUACCACUCGGCAUCAUUUGGGAACUUGCUUCGGCAUCUUUCCGAUAACCGUUUCGGCAUCCUUUGUGGACUGAGCUCAGCAUCCUGUGGAUACCAGUCUCAGUGUCGUUUGGGAACUUGCUUCGGCAUCUUUCCGAUACCCGUCUCGGCAUCUUUUGUGGACUGAUCUCAGCAUCCUUUGGUUAUCUUUUUCAGGGUGCCACUUCGGCAUCAUUUUGGAAGUUGCUUUGACAUCCUUCCAAUACCCAUCUCGGCAUCUUUUGUGGACUGAUCUCAAUCAGCAUCCUUUGGUUAACUCCCUUGAGGACCGUUGUCAGCCUGACUGAGUCGUCCCUGGCUUGAAUCGUUUCUCACCCAGGAAUCCAUCCUUUCUCCCCGUUCUCCCCGUUCUCCCCGUUCUCCCCACAUCCCUUUGGCCCCUUUUUCUCCCGACUCUCCUCCUCUUCCUCUUCCCGGCGAUGCUCGUUGCUUUGGCUGCUGGAUGCCUCCGAUGCUCCGUCUCCUCCGCCUCCUCCUCCUCUUCUUCCUCAACCCUCUCGGCUCCGUCUCUGAACAUGUCUCUGCUCUUGUUGUCGAUGCCCGAUGCCUAAAAGUAGCCGCCUUUUUGGGAACCAGAUGGAGUUUCUCUUCCCGGGGCCAAGACACCAACGAUGAAACGCCUCCUGCCGCUCUGCUUCCUAGUCAGCAAACUUUUCCAUGCCGUGCUGGGUUACCUGACGGUCAGCAUCGAGCCGCUCCCGCCGGUGGUGGUCGGGGACGCCGUGACCCUGAAAUGUAACUUCAAGACGGAUGGAAGAAUGCGGGAAAUCGUCUGGUACAGGGUAACCGAUGGUGGGACCAUCAAGCAGAAGAUCUUCACCUUCGACGCCAUGUUCUCCACCAACCAAUCGCACAUGGAAAAUUACCGGAAACGGGAAGACCUGGUCUACCAGUCCACCGUACGGCUUCCGGAGGUCCGGAUCUCGGACAACGGCCCCUAUGAGUGCCAUGUCGGGAUUUACGACCGCGCGACCCGGGAGAAGGUGGUGCUGGCAUCCGGGAACAUCUUCCUCAACGUGAUGUCUCCUCCAACUUCUAUCUCCGUAAUCGCUGCCGACACACCGGCCCCAUUCAGCCGCUACCAGGCCCAGAACUUCACUCUGGUCUGCAUUGUCUCUGGUGGGAAGCCAGCCCCCAUGGUGUAUUUCAAGCGGGACGGGGAAUUGAUAGAGGUGGUCCCGCUCAUGGAGCCCCCGCUCAACGCCGCCGGCUUGCAAGAGGGCCGCUCCUCCCGCAACCUCUUCCGCGAGGCGGACGACACCAAGAUGCACCGCUCGCUCUCCCUGCUGAACGGGGAAGAGCGGGGCGGGAGGCCCUCCACCGAGCAGCCCUCCAAGGGCCUCACCCCGGAGCAGGGACUCUUGUUCAGCCCGGCCACCGAGGUCAUGCCAGAGACUGUGGUGAGCCGGGAGUUCCCCCGCUGGAUCCAGAACAUGGAGCCCGUCUACUACUUCCACCACACCCACAUCCCCAUCAGCGACGGCACCGUGGAAGUGCGGGCCAUCCUCAUGUGGACGCUGAACCCCCAGAUAGACAAUGAGGCCCUCUUCAGUUGCGAGGUCAAGCACCCGGCUCUCUCCAUGUCCAUGCAGUCGGAAGUCACGCUCGUGGCUCCCAAAGGCCCUAAGAUUACCAUGACCCCGACAAGAGCCCGAGUCGGGGACACAGUUCGGAUCCUGGUGCAAGGAUUUCAGAAUGAAGUCUUCCCUGAGCCCAUGUUCACCUGGACCCGCGUUGGGAGCAGGCUCCUGGACGGCAGCACCGAACACGACGGCAAGGAGCUGGUCCUGGAGCGCGUGCCGGCGGAGCUCAACGGCUCCAUGUACCGCUGCACUGCCCAGAAUCCCCUGGGCUCCACCGACACCCACACCCGGCUGAUCGUCUUUGAAAAUCCAAAUAUCCCAAGAGGAGCAGAAGACUCAAACGGUUCAACCAGCGCCAAUCCCAACCAUUUCCGGAUUCUUCUGGCCUUCAUCUUGACAGUCACGCUGGAGAUGACGUGAGAACCGUCUUUCCGGAGACUUCCGCUUUCCUCCCAAUGGCUUCCUCCAAGCCCGGCUUCCACUUCUCCGUCGAGCUUUUCUUUUCGUCUUUUCUUCUUCUACUACUUCUUUCUUUCUUUCUUUCUUUCUUUUUUAAAACAAACAAACAAACAAAACCACUGACGCUUCUCGCUCUCGGUCUCUUUCUGUCCGUGUCUCGGCUUUGUUCUCCGAUUUAAUUAAAAACAAACCAACAAACAACGCGACAACGCCAA
Anolis carolinensis (green anole) is the source of this 4231-nucleotide messenger RNA. It is a transcript of the gene igsf21, whose product is annotated as immunoglobin superfamily member 21. NCBI's taxonomy places the organism in Eukaryota, Metazoa, Chordata, Lepidosauria, Squamata, Anolidae. Gene Ontology annotation, cellular component: adherens junction. The record is from RefSeq and is a predicted model, not a curated record. Gene Ontology annotation, biological process: homophilic cell-cell adhesion; heterophilic cell-cell adhesion. The transcript has 10 exons. The coding region runs from base 2586 to 3977 and encodes 463 amino acids.